Lentinula edodes (shiitake mushroom) is the source of this 1211-nucleotide messenger RNA. Its product is annotated as FUN34 transmembrane protein. Gene Ontology annotation, molecular function: acetate transmembrane transporter activity. Gene Ontology annotation, cellular component: plasma membrane. The transcript is spliced from 6 exons. The coding region runs from base 350 to 1075 and encodes 241 amino acids. NCBI's taxonomy places the organism in Eukaryota, Fungi, Basidiomycota, Agaricomycetes, Agaricales, Omphalotaceae. The record is from RefSeq and is a predicted model, not a curated record.
AAUGAUCUCUAGGGAUGCCGCGCAGGCUACUAUCUUCAAGUCAGUUGAGCAACUGGGGACUCACAGGGUUGAACAAAUAGAGCAAGAGAAUACUCACGAGUAUCUGCUUCUUUUAUGAUUGGUCGUACUUUCAAUGAGCGUGCCCCAGCCGACUGAUGUACACUCUCACUGAGAACUUCCCUACAUAGGAGAAUCAUGCCAUGGUAUCCUCUCUAUCCUUAGCUCCUGAUCUCGCGCCUUAAUGCGGGGUUGAAGUAUAAAAUGGAGUAUCACCCCGGAACUUUUGGAAUCCUUGGUUCCCCAAUUCAUUCUCGCCACUGCUACAAAGCACUUUCAAAUAUUCCCAACGAUGUCUUCGGCUGCGAGUGAUCCAGAGAAAGGUCGCGUCGAAAACAUUACUAGCAACGGCGGUACCGGUAGAACUCGUGUGUCUAAUGACGUAGAGGAAUAUGGACCAAACUCUGGCGACCCAGUCAGCUAUCAAAGGUAUCCUUCUCACAUAGCGAAUCCUGGCCCGAUGGGACUGUUUUCAUUCGCAUCAACAACGUUUAUCCUCUCUUUGUUCAAUGUCGGAACUCGAGGUAUAUCUCAUCCGAACGUAGUCGUUGGGAUGGCCAUCUUCGCAGGCGGCUUGACCCAGUUUAUUGCAGGAAUGUGGGAGUUCCCCAGGGGAAACGUUUUUGGCGCUACUGCCUUUGCGUCUUAUGGUUCGUUCUGGAUGUCAUACGCUACGAUAUUCAUCCCAGGUUCCGGUAUCAUGGCCGCAUUUUCUGACCCUCAGGAGCUGAACAAUGCCAUUGGAAUCUACCUCAUCGCAUGGUUCAUGAUAACAGUAUUUUUCCUGUUAGCUGUGCUUCGGCGAAAUGUCGCCUUCACGGUUCUACUGAGUUGUCUGUCGGUCGCCCUGCUCUUAUUGGCUAUCGCGGAAUGGAAUGGAAUGGAACAGGUACAAAAGGCAGGAGGUGUAUUCGGCAUCGUGACUGGUCUUGUUGCGUUCUAUAUCGGCGUGAGCGAGCUUCUCGUUGCGGAGCCUAGGGCUGUUGCGCGUUUACCACAGGGGCUUCUACACACUUGAGAAGCCUGUUUUUAUUAUUUCCAUCCACGAAUAUGUAUGACGAUUUACACACUUUGUAUGAGCUCUUUGAGUCAAAACGUACAGUGCACAACGCACGCGGACGCUCUAGUCGACAGUAUUUUUGACAGAUCGUGAC